This is a messenger RNA of Cannabis sativa, 1548 nucleotides long. RefSeq lists its product as uncharacterized. The transcript is spliced from 7 exons. The coding region runs from base 312 to 1148 and encodes 278 amino acids. NCBI's taxonomy places the organism in Eukaryota, Viridiplantae, Streptophyta, Magnoliopsida, Rosales, Cannabaceae. The record is from RefSeq and is a predicted model, not a curated record.
AAAAAGUCGUUAAAAAAUAGGGAGAAAAUUGGGUUGGAGCAAAAGCAAACUAAAAAAUUUAUAAUACGACCGGUAGUUCGCAUCACUAUUUUUUUUUCUUUUUUUUUCUCACACUAUCAUCCCCAUUAACUGUCUGGAAACCUUAUUAUCCAAAAAAAAAAAAAAAACAAACAAACAAACAACUUUCUGGAAACUUCACCAUAAUACCCAAAAACAUCUCGAUCCAAAACUUCACAUUUACGAACCGAGGACUUUUAUAAUCGAGUCUCGCCAAACACAGUGAUAACUGUACCAGUUUUAAGCUUAAAGGAAUGUUGUUGGGUCAUACCGGUGGUCUACCCGAGCUUAGAUUAUCAAGGAAUCAGCUACUGGCUGACAAAAAAUCUGAGUUAGAUGAGGAUGACAGUGCAGACAGUACCGAGCAGUUGUUAUACUCAGCCUCCUUUGAAGAACUUGCAGAAAAUAGUAUUCAGUAUGAUACUGUUAUAUGGCUUUGUAUAUCACUGUUGCUGGUUUUAGCUUGGGGAGUUGGUAUCUUCAUGUUGCUAUAUCUUCCUAUCAGAAGACGUAUUCUCCGGAAGGAUAUUUCCUCGCGCAAAUUAUAUGUGACACCUAAUGAAAUAGUUUACAAGGUUUCGAGACCUUCGUUCAUUCCCUUUUGGGGGAUCACGACAAUUGAGAAACACUUGCCACUUUCCCUAGUCAUUAAUAUUAUCAUCGAACAAGGAUGCUUGCAGUCAAUGUAUGGAAUACACACCUUCAGAGUUGAAAGUAUAGCGCAUGGAAAAGCUGCACGUGUAGAUGAAUUACAGAUUCAAGGUGUUUCCGAUCCUGAUGAUUUGAGGAAGGUCAUCAUAACAGAAGCUUCAAAGACUAUGCUGGAUAUUGAUAAAAGUUGGAAGCCUUCUGCUUUAGCUGCUGAAGGAGAAAACUUUAGUCGGGGGGGAUCAUUGUCUGAGGGACCAGCUGUUUUCAGAUCGCCAGUCAAAAGCUUGAAGAUGACAGCUUCCCCACGCUACUCUUUGAUGGACCGCAGAGGCAUAGUUCCCGGAGAUUUACUGCUUCAUAAACUCGAAGAAGUAAAUAGAUCAGUGAAGAGACUCGAGUUUCUGAUUGAAAAGUCAAAUCCUCCCCCUGAAGGCAGCUGAUAUAAAGCCUCAUGGACUCAUGAGUUGUUGUUGUAUAGGUUAUUUGAGCUGCUUCUCAUGAUUGCAUCUAUACCUUAGGAUUUUUGCUAGAGUUAUUUUGGUAUUAAAGAGGCAAUGUAAUGGGUCCACUUGUUACGCCUAUGUGUUUACGAGGGAACAGAGCAUAUUCAAAGUGAACAUUUAUUGCCAACCGUAGAAGCUUUUCACCUUUACCUACCUAUGUGAAGUGGGGAGGAGAAAUUGAAAAAGACUUAACUCUGUCUUUCUAAUGAAUGUUAGGAGGCAUCCCUUUGUAUAGGUUUAACCUCUCUUUCUAAAAAUUGGCCUUUUUUUUGUACAAACUCUCCAUUUCAUUUUUGCACAUCUCAAUCUUCCAAAUGCUGCUAUGCUUUACAAUUGA